AGUUCUUUUGGUCCCUGUCUGGCCAGGACAGUGCCCAGCAGCACAAGCCGCCCAUGGGCACUGCCCUCUGCUGUGCGGGUGCCCAUGGGAGGCACUCAGGGCAAGCAGCUGCCUUGCAGGCCCAGUCUGCCCUGAGCCCUGGGGCUGGCUUGGUCAGCUUCCCCUGCCAUUAGCCCCCUCAGUGGGGACACAGGGGGCUCCCCGAGGAGCUCCAGGCUCCAAGUCCCAGCCCCUCUAGGAGGAGGCGGUGGCCAAGACUCAGCAGCCAGAGGCUUCUCAGCUCGGAGCUCCAGAGCCAGAUGUAACAUUGACCUUAAAUGGUAAAAGCUCCCCAGAGUGAAGAGAGGCUGGCCAGAAGAGGAAAGGGGAAUAACUCAGUUUUAGCCUGCGGAGCCCAGGCCUCUUGGAGCAUCUUUGGGGCUGACGCCGCGGAGGUUCCGGGCACACGGGGCCACUCCUGCCAGGAGGCUGCCAUGCCCCACAUUCCCGAGGACGAGGAGCCCCCUGGAGAGCCACAGGCAGCCCAGAGCCCCGCCGGCCAAGGCCCUCACACUGCAGAAAUAUCCUGCAGUCCACCUACCAUCAUCCUGACUGGGGAAGCCAGUUCACCAGAAGGAGAAACUGAUAAAAACCUAAUCAACAGAGCUCACAGUCCCCAUAGGAGGCUUUCUCACCGAAACUUGAAGGUUUCCACUGUUUCGCUGACUUCUGUGGACCCUGCAGGGCACAUUAUUGACCUGGUACAUGACCAGCUGCCAGAUAUCAGCAUCUCAGAGGAGGACAAAAAGAAAAACCUGGCACUGCUGGAAGAAGCCAAGUUGGUGAGUGAACGAUUCCUGACUCGCCGCGGGAGGAAGUCCAAGAGCUGCCCCGGAGACUCCCAGUCAGCUGUUGCCUUGAACCUCAGCCCCGGAGCUUCUCCCGCAUCCUCUCAAAGCAACUCGCUUACUGUUCCCACGCCACCUGGUUUGGAUGCAUGCAGUGGCCCAGAGUCUCCUUUGCUUGGAGCACCACCACAGCAGAAGGGGGAUGAGGCCGAAGUCUCUUCACCUCAUCUUGGCGAGCCUAAGAAUGUCUCCAAAGGGCUAGCUGACCGGAAGCAGAAUGACCAGAGGAAAGUGUCUCAGGGCAGGCUGACUCCUCGUUCUCCUACAACUGAGAAGUCCAAAGAAAUUGCAAUUGAACAAAAGGAAAACUGUGAUCCCCUCCAGUGCUCUGAGGCCACACACAAGGGUUCAGCUUCCAGCAUAGGCAGUGGUGGGAAAAUGGCCUUGAAUAGCCCUCAGCCUGGUCCUGCUGAAAAUGACCUGGGAAAGGUGCUUCUGAAGACGGCCAGGGAGGGCAACCCUCUGCCUAGAGGUCCAGCCCAGGGUUCUGGAGGGGCAGCUCCCCUGGCCCCCCAGGAAAAAGGUACAGCUGGAGAGCCGACAGGGUCAAAGUUUGGCUCCAAAGCUGAGCUGCGGUCCCCUGCUUCUCGGCCACCCCUAUUGAGGGGGGUCUCCUGGGACAGUGGUCCUGAAGAACCUGGCCCCCGGCUGCAGAAAGUGCUUGCCAAGCUGCCUCUGGCAGAGGAAGAGAAGCGUUUUUCGGGCAAAGCUGGCAGCAAGCUGGCCAAGGCACCUGGACUCAAAGACUUUCAGAUACAAGUGCAGCCAGUGAGGAUGCAGAAACUGACUAAGCUCCGAGAGGAGCACAUCCUGAUGAGAAAUCAGAACUUAGUGGGGCUCAAGCUUCCAGACCUUAGCGAAGCAGCUGAGCAGGAAAAAGGGCUCCCUUCUGAACACUCCUCAGGUAUUGAGGAAGAUGAGUCAAAGAGUGGCUUGGAUGUCAUGCCCAAUAUUUCUGACAUGCUGCUGCGCAAACUGCGGGUCCACAGAUCUCUUCCUGGAAGUGCCCCUCCGCUCACUGAAAAGGAAGUUGAGAACGUGUUUGUACAACUGUCCUUGGCCUUUAGAAAUGACAGCUACACUCUGGAAUCUAGAAUUAACCAGGCUGAAAGGGAACGUAACCUGACAGAAGAGAACACAGAGAAGGAACUGGAAAACUUCAAAGCUUCCAUUACGUCCUCAGCUUCACUAUGGCACCACUGUGAGCACCGGGAGACCUACCAGAAACUGCUGGAGGACAUUGCUGUCCUGCACCGCUUGGCUGCCCGCCUCUCCAGCCGAGCUGAGAUGGUGGGGGCCGUCCGCCAGGAAAAGCGUAUGUCAAAGGCAACAGAGGUAAUGAUGCAGUAUGUGGAGAAUCUGAAGAGGACGUAUGAGAAGGACCAUGCAGAGCUCAUGGAGUUUAAAAAACUUGCAAAUCAGAAUUCAAGCCGCAGCUGCGGCCCCUCUGAAGAUGGGGUCCCUCGAACAGCGCGGUCCAUGUCCCUCACACUGGGAAAGAACAUGCCCCGUCGGAGGGUCAGUGUUGCAGUGGUUCCCAAGUUUAAUGCCCUGAACAUGCCUGGCCAAUCUUCCAGCUCAUCACCCAUCCCCUCCUUACCAGCCCUGUCAGAAUCAACCAAUGGGAAAGGCAACCUACCUGCCACCUCAGCACUGCCUGCACUUUUGGAAAAUGGAAAGACAAAUGCAGACCCAGAUUGUGAAGCCUCUGCUCCCAUGCCAACUUUGAGCUGCGUGGAGAUUAGCCAGGAGACCACGGCCAGGAUGGAGGAAGAAGCUUACAACAAGGGAUACCAGGAAGGUCUAAAGAAGACCAAAGAGCUUCAAGACCUGAAGGAAGAGGAAGAAGAACAGAAAGGUGAGAGUCUUGAGGAAGCUGAAGAGGCAGAAGAAACUGAGGAAGAGGAAAAGAACCAAAGAAGCAGCAAACUUGAAGAAUUGGUUCAUUUCUUACAAGUCAUGUAUCCCAAACUGUGUCAGCACUGGCAAGUCAUCUGGAUGAUGGCCACAGUGAUGCUGGUCUUGACUGUUGUGUUGGGACUCUACAGUUCCUAUAACUCUUGUGUGGAGCAGGCUGAUGGGCCCCAUGGGAGAUCAACUUGCUCGGCAGCCCAGAGGGACUCGUGGUGGAGCUCAGGACUCCAGCACGAGCAACCUGCAGAGCAGUAGGAAACCUGACACCCAGUCAGUGCCCUGCUCCAGCACAUAGCUGACUGCUCUUUUCCCAAGCAUAUGUUUCAGGCCAGUUGUGGGCAUGCUGGCACCAGCUUAUCAGGAAAUAAGCAGGGUUCUUUCAUACUCAGCAACUGUGUGGGAGCUAUGCAUACACAGUAACUGAUGUUUUUGGAAGAUCAACAAAACUGCCCUGGGAACACUUCUGGCGGAUGAAGUCACCUUCACCAAGGAACUCUAACAGAAGGGAAAGUCAUCUGCCCCUAGCUCAGAUGGCAGGGGGAAAUAAAACACCUUCACUGCAGAAAACAGUAAGAAGUUCACUCUCCCUCCCCUUUUUCCUCUCUGUAGUCAGAAAUCAAGAAGAAUUAUGCCCAAAGGCUAACUCUGACCUUGAGGAUCAGACCUAGAAUUUGGAGUCAACAUGAAUAUCAUCCCAUUUCCCAUCUCAUUCUCACUGACUCUUCUUCAGCCUCCCUGCCUCCCCUUUGGAACCAGAGUUUCUCUUUACAGAAGUAGGGAAGGUUUCUCAGAAAAAUAUUUAGGCUGAAUUUAGAUCAGUGCUUGAAAUGAAAUGGGAAGAUGUGAGUUAACAUAUAUGCAUCUGUAUGCACACACAGCACACACAUACACACAGCAUGCAUGUGCAUGAAGCCAACAACCCUCCAAACGUGUGCUCUAGGUGUGUGUUCUGGAUAAAACAACCCACAGAUUUUUCACUAGGUGUGGGGCAGUCACCAGGCACCUGUUCAAUGAGCUCUCCACAUUGAUUUAAGAUGUUUGAAGACACUGAAAACUCAUGGCUGCAACAGUGAACUUGCUGGUCGCUAUUUUAAGUGCUAAUUCUAAGCUGUUGUACAACAGUCUAUUCCCUAUUUGUCCUCUACCAUUGAGAACCCACCUCUCAUGUGUGAUUUCAGCCCUCGUGUGCCCACAACCACAUGUGCAGUUGCACCUUAGUGCUUCAGUUCAAAUGGGUUUUCCAACCCAAGUACACAUUUCAGAGCAUUCUAAUUGUUCAGCAUAAAACUGAGGGAGCACAUCCCAUUUCCAAUUUGACUUCUUGCUCCACCUUUACAGCCACUGCCUUCAUUCAUCCCUUAUCAGUUUUGAGGGGUGUUGGUUUCUUGUGGGUUUUAUUGUUCUGCUCUUGUUUUUGUUUUGUUGUUGAUGUUGUUUGUUUUGUUGCUAACACUCAUAUAGAACUUACUAUGAGCCAAACACUGUUCUAUGUAUUAUAUAGGUAUUAAUUCAUUUAAUCCUCAAAAAAAAAAAAAAAAAAGAAAGAAGAAAAGAAAAGAAAAAACAAUGAGGUGGGUACCACCCUCCCCAUUUUCAGAUAAGGAAACUGAAGCACAAAAAAACACAACUAACUUGCCAAGGACAUCCAGUUAGUAAAUUAUGGGCCUGGAACUCAUAUCCAGGCAGACUGGCCCCUGCACAAAAUUGCCUUUUCCAAUGGUCUCCUAACUGCAUGCCUUAUGUUUCACUCCUACUUCCCCAAGUAGCCCUCCAACCACUCCAAACUAUUUCUGGUUCCCAGACUAAACUGUUUUCUCAUAGUUCUGUUCCUCCACUCACUAGUUUUUCUUUUGCCAUUCUUCUCUUUUCUGCUGGUCACCCUUCAGGACCAAGUGCAAAAAUUAUCCCUGAUGCACAGGCUUUGAUGACUUCCCUCCAACUUCCUACCAUACCCCACAUAAUAGGUUACACCCUCCUCUGCUGACACUUUUUAAACAUCUUCAUUAUUUGCUGUUGUGACAGUAUAUCACAAUGACUUAUUUAAGUGUCUGUCUCCCUAUUUUUCCUCAAAGACAAGAACCAUAUCUUACCCAUUCUCUGGGGUAAGUACCUAGCAUGAUGGCUGCUGAUGCAUGGGAGGGUGUUAUUAAAUGUUGAUCAAAAGAACUAGUGAGCAUUCAAGGUUGUGGAGAGUAGCCUGGGGAAGCUGACAUUUUGCAUACCUCCCAGUUCUAGCACCAUCAUUGCCACUAUCUCAGUGAGAAAAAUAACAUCUUUAUUAGCUUCAAUUUAUUCUAAUAUUUUUCAGUCUACUCUGUGAGAGAGCAGAAAUGAGACCUAACUAGCAACACAAUUUCCAAGCUCAAGGACUGGGCUUGAUGCAACCACUCCUUUCAGAAAGACCCACCUAGAUCAGCCCUACUAUAAAACAGCAUGCUGUUGUUGCGGAGGGGGAGGGGGUGGGGAGCAGGGGCGGGGAGGGCAAUGGCAUCCUUUACAGUGACUAAAAAACCACUGUGGGAGAAGCCCAAGCCAGGGUUGACCAAGAAAGUGCCAUUAAGGUAAAGAGGUGUAGAUCAAAGCAGAGGGACUUUGGGGAUUUGGAUGGAUGGUUUUCCCUUUCUAUUCCAGGGGGACUGGACACACUGAAAAAUCUUUUAGGCCCUCAGAGCCACAGACACGAUGCAAAUGGAGCUCCAGAGACAGUAGCUGUGGGGCAGGACUCUAUACUGGCAAUGUCCAGUCUUAGCCUCCCUUAUAGAAGGACCAGGCUGAACUGGCCCAUUGUCCACUUGGCCACAGGGUUCCAACCUUUGUUACCAAUUAAAACAAAGGUCAGGAGAACAGCUACAGUGAGCUCCUGAACCUCCAGCUGCUCCACAGAAAAACCUUCAAGAGUACUUCCAGACAUAGGCCCUCACCCAAAGUGCUCUAUGAGUAAGAGAGGUUGAAGAAAAGAACUGUAAGAGUAACCACAUUUCCAAGGGCAUUCCUGAAAAAGUACUCACUGGCAUUUCUUUUUUGAAAAGCAAAGAUCGAUCUGAAGCAGUUGGAAUGUUUCCAAAGCAGCAAUGAAAUGGAGAGAAAUGGCCCCUGUAUUUCCAAUGGUGAUAUUGAUCUAAAAUAAAAAUUCCCCUCAAAAUGUCUCUGAAGUCUGACAUUUCUGCUUAGCCCUAGGACUCUGGGUGCCUACCUUGAGUUUCAGAGUGAUGUGUUGUUUGUGUCAUUUUUGUUAUCACUUCUUAAAAGGGCCUUCACUUUCUGGCUACCACAAAAUCCUGUGUACAGCCUGGAAGAGUAAAUGGAGAGGGAGAUGCUGGAUUUAUGUAUAACUGACUGUCAGUUCCUAAUGUUAAACCUCACACAGGUGUGCUAGCAUUAAACUACAGAGUGUCACAUACCUGAGUUUGAAAAUAAAAGCACCUUUCCAAACCUUU
Molecule: messenger RNA, 6238 nt
Organism: Prionailurus viverrinus (fishing cat)
Lineage: Eukaryota; Metazoa; Chordata; Mammalia; Carnivora; Felidae
Gene: IRAG1
Product: inositol 1,4,5-triphosphate receptor associated 1
Exons: 21
Coding region: 318-3056 (912 amino acids)
Source: RefSeq, a predicted model, not a curated record